Molecule: messenger RNA, 1945 nt
Organism: Nematolebias whitei (Rio pearlfish)
Lineage: Eukaryota; Metazoa; Chordata; Actinopteri; Cyprinodontiformes; Rivulidae
Gene: nrg1
Product: neuregulin 1
Exons: 7
Coding region: 1-1896 (631 amino acids)
Biological process (GO): animal organ development; activation of transmembrane receptor protein tyrosine kinase activity; cell differentiation
Molecular function (GO): protein tyrosine kinase activator activity; chemorepellent activity
Source: RefSeq, a predicted model, not a curated record
AUGACUGAGGGAGUGGAGGACUUCUCUGCAGGGCCAGCUCCCUCUCCUGGAAAAGCCUCCCCCACUGGCUCUCCUCUCGAUUCUGGACCAGUCCCAGAGGAGAAACCAGAGGAGACAGAGGCAGCUGGUGAGAGCAGGGAUGAGAGUGUAAAGGGAAUUACAGAGGAAGCCAGUGGUGGUGGUGGUGAUGGGGAGCAUGAAAGAGCUUUGGGAAUCGUGGCCUUGCCAGCGACCUGCUGCGUGUGCAUAGAGAUGGAACAGAUUAACCAUUGCCUGCACUCUGAAAAAAUCUGCAUUCUGCCCAUCCUGGCCUGUCUGCUCAGUUUAGCCCUCUGCACAGCUGGACUCAAAUGGGUCUUUGUGGAUAAGAUCUUUGAGUACGAACCCCCCACCCACUUAGAUCCCAAACCUAUCGGACAGGAUCCUAUUAUUAUAUCGGUUAACCCCACACUUGGAAUCACUGUCUCAAUUCCUCACUCAGCUCCAGCCACUGUCUCCCUCACCACAACCAUCGCCAUUAGCCCAGGACAUCCUGAGGUGUUCGUGAACGAGAAAUCUACAGCUAGGCCAUUUGUGCCUCAGACUCCAACAUAUCCUUCAGUCACGCUCAAAUACAAUGCUGAACGAUCUACAGUUACGAAGCAGAGUCCCCACCCACAAACAACACAGGAGACAAACAAGAUCAUCCAGACCAUCUCUACCACCAGCACCUCCACGACAUCAAAGACCUCCAGUCAUGUAAUGCGAUGCAGUGACAGCCAGAAGAACUACUGUGUUAAUGGAGGAGAGUGCUUCACACUUGAAAUCAUGCCUGGCAGUACAAAGUUUCUUUGCAGGUGCUUGGCGGGAUUCACUGGGCACCGAUGUGAACAAGCUGUGCUUAAGAAUGUCUCAGACCCAAAACAAGCUGAGGAGUUGUAUCAAAAACGUAUUUUAACAAUAUCAGGAAUCUGCAUAGCACUCCUAGUCGUUGGGAUCAUGUGCGUGGUUGCCUACUGCAAAACAAAAAAGCAGAGGAAGAAACUUCGUGAUCGCCUGAGGCAGAGCAGUAAGAACAAACGAAAGAACAAUACCAGUUCUGGUAAUAGUACUGGUACUGGCUCCAAUCUGGAAGGUUCUGCUACAGGACAACAGAAUUCUAAUGUGCCUCUUCAAGAUUUAAAGUUUGUCAAUCCAUGUAAUGGGUCAGCAAUGCAGCAGACAGCUGAGGAGACAGAAACUACCUUCCCUACCAGUAAAUAUGUCUCUGCAAAUCAGCCCACCACACUCACCAACAUCUCCAGCCAAAGAUAUGCAUCUGCCAUAACUCAGCUGUCACCUGAGUCAAAGACGGUUCUCACGACUCCAGGCUCUCCUCCAUCAGAGAUGUCAGCCCCCAUGUCCAGCCUGGCCAUCUCUGUUCCCUCAGUGGCGUUAAGCCCCUCGGUUGAGGAGGAGCAACCCUUGCUGCUGUCAAAAAAGAGCCAGCCACACAUGUCCUCAAAGCUAGAUGAACAGAAGAGGAGCUUCUCUCACUACAACCACGGCCAUGUGGCUCACAGCUUACCACCUAGCCCAGCGCUUAUUACAAAGAAUGUUAACUACGGAGUCACAGGUGACCAUGACACUACAGCUGCCAGUCAUAGUUUCUCAGAUUUAACAAAGAAACUGACUGAACAAACCAACAAUACCAGUGACUACAUCUCCAAAAGAGCCGCAUGCCAUGUGCAGCAUUACAUGGAGUCCAGUUGUGACAGCAUGCUGUUUAGUGAAGCAGAGGACCCUCGGGGAGGAGACACAGCCUUCCUUAAUGCAGACAGUACUACAGCCCUUUGGGACAUGGAGAGCAGCAGGACUUAUUCAGCAUCACCAAAUGAUGACUUGCAAGUAAAAUGCCUCAAUCCAGUUGCUGUGUAGAGUCUAAAAAUUAGCAUAGGAUAUUUUACGUUUAGGGAACUAAUAAGCA